UUGGGAUUCAUCCAAUCAGCGUUCUCCGCGGCCGUUGUUCAAAAACACAUGAAGAGCUCGCUGGUUUAACGGCGUCACAGCGCUGCACACAAGCUGAAAACCUGCGGAAAUAAGCUACGACGGAUUAAAAGGGCAUCAAAACUUUGUCAACAAUGGCAGAAGGGGGAGAUGUGGAUUGGGAGCUCAGCAAAGAAAACAUCCAGCCACUGAGGCGUGGCAGAGAUAUAUCAGCUUUACAUCAAGCCCUUAGCCAACGAGAAGAAGGACCCACCUCUGCAGUCAACCAGCAGAAACAGAUGUUUGAGUCUGAACUUCGAAUGUAUGAUGGAGAUGAUCCACUUAGCGUUUGGGAUAGGUAUAUUAAGUGGACAGAGCAAACCUUCCCUCAGGGAGGAAAAGAAAGCAACCUUGCAACAUUGUUGGAGCGGGCUGUGACCAGAUUCACAGAUGAAAAAAUGUACCACAAUGACCCUCGCUAUGUUGAACUCUGGAUCAAAUUUGGAGAGAACUGCCCAGACCCCCUCGACAUUUACAGGUAUAUGCAAGCGCAAGGAAUAGGAGUGACACAGGCGUCGCUCUACAUUGCUUGGUCGGAAGAGUACGAGAAUCAGGGCAAUUAUCAGAAAGCGGAUCUCGUCUAUCAGGAGGCGUUCAAGAAGUGUGCUGAGCCGCAUGAUAGGCUUCUUCAGUUUCACAAGGCUAUGCAGGCUCGUGUGUCCCGGCAGGUGUUAUUAAAAUUGGAAAAUGGCAGCAGUGAUGAGGAACCACAACAACCUGAAAGAGUUUCGCUAGCCCACCUCAAACAUAGAGGGAAGAAGAAGGCUGUCGCUCCUGUCAACAGGACUGGGACUGCAAUCAAGAGGGUUACUGGAGGCCUGCAGACACAUGGUGUUCCUGUCCUCGGCAACGUCUCAAACAGUCAACUGGUGAUUUUUGAUGAGAACAAAGCUGAAGCUGCUGGUCCCUCAGAACCUACUCUGGAGCCUUGGGUAGCUCCUCCCACAUCAAGGGCAAAAGAAAAUGAGCAGAAGCCCGCGAAAUGGUGUGAUGUGAAGAUGCCCCAGAAAACAAAAUUUGGACAUGCGGUCAUGCCUCCCCCACCUCCAAAGCCCACCUUCCAGCCAUUUGUUGAGGAGUCUGACCAGCCUCCGACAAUGACGCCGUGUAAGAUCAACCCGGCAGUGAACUCCGUUCUUUCAGCGCGGAAGCCGAGAACAGAAGAAACCCCUCUGAAAAGACUCCAAGAAUAUCAGCAGCAGCAUAAGAAAGCAGAAGCAGGAAAACUGCAGGAGCAGAGCAUGUACUGUAAAGAGCUGCUGCUCAGCGGCGCCACCGAAUUCUGCUUUGAGGAACUGCGAGCCGAACACUUCUUUAAAAAGAUGGCACAAGAGUCACAGAAGGCCGGAGGGGAGGGCUGUUAAGCUGCUGCUGCUAAUUGAUACUUUCAACUAAAGAAUUUGCCAUAAUUCUUGUAUCAUGUCGGAAUUGUUUAUGUAUAGUUUAUUUUUCUGGUGUAAAUAUUGUGUUUUUGGGGAGAAAAGUCUUUUCGAAAAACUUUUAAGUUCAGAACACCCCACUGUAGACGUGUAGUUACAAUCCUACACAUGAAAAUGCAAACUAAACAUUACGGUAAAAAUGAAAACAGGAGGAAUCACAGCAUUUUUAGAGUUUUUGAGACUGUCGAAUAUUCUUGUUUGUUCCUGCUUUCUUCUCUUGCUCUUCUUCCUUAUAAGCAUUUCUCUGUUCUUUAGAACUGACUUUUAUAUGUGCACAGCUUUUUAUUUUUUUACUUUUUUUGUGCGUUCAGUAUUUCUUAAAAGUUGUAUUGUGACGCUUCCAUGACACUCAAUUUUAGAUUCAGUGAAGCAGUAUGGCUGAUCUUUACUCACUGAUGUCUAAUAAACCUGUUAAAGCGGA
Molecule: messenger RNA, 1917 nt
Organism: Girardinichthys multiradiatus
Lineage: Eukaryota; Metazoa; Chordata; Actinopteri; Cyprinodontiformes; Goodeidae
Gene: bub1bb
Product: BUB1 mitotic checkpoint serine/threonine kinase Bb
Exons: 9
Coding region: 153-1421 (422 amino acids)
Biological process (GO): meiotic sister chromatid cohesion, centromeric; mitotic spindle assembly checkpoint signaling
Molecular function (GO): protein kinase activity; protein binding
Source: RefSeq, a predicted model, not a curated record